Messenger RNA from Lecanosticta acicola, 780 nucleotides. Lineage: Eukaryota; Fungi; Ascomycota; Dothideomycetes; Mycosphaerellales; Mycosphaerellaceae. The record is from the annotation of a GenBank genome assembly.
AUGGCCGACCAUCCAACUUCCAACGCGGCCAGCCCAGGCUCACUGCAGACCGACGCAGAACCAGCCAUUGAGCAGACCAGCAACACCGCCGAAGACGCCGUCCUCGACAACCAGCAAGAGCGAGACCUCGACGCCGAGAUUCAACCUCCGCCCUCCUCCACAGACACGAUGAACGCCAACGACACCUCAUCGACCACUGCGCCUGCAGCAGCAGCACCACCACCACCACCAGCAUCUGGCACUGAAGCGAACGGCUUGAGCAACAUACCCGCCGUCGUCGAGCCGCGCAUACCGCAGAAGAAGGAUACCUCAUUACGCGAGUUUCUGGGCAAGAUGGACGACUAUGCUCCUCUGAUCCCAGAUGCCGUCACCGACUACUAUCUCACCCUUGCCGGUCUACCUCCUCCACCGGAGACUGACCGCCGACUCGCACGUCUCCUAGCCCUCGCCACUCAAAAGUUCAUCGCAGACAUCGCCGCCGAUGCGUAUCAAUACAGUCGCAUCAGGAGCACGAAUACGACAUCCAACAAUCCUAUGACCGGUCUCGGCGGUGCUGCUGGCUUUGGCAUGAACUUGGCCCAAGGCAGUGGAGAAGGUGAGGGUGGAGGCAAGGGCAAGAAAGACGCUGGAAAAGCCGCUCCUCUCGGUGGCCCUAGAGCAGGGUACGGAGGUGGUGGAGCAGGCGGUGGCCAGGGCCGGACUGUCCUCACAAUGGAAGACCUUGGGAUGGCCGUCGGCGAGUACGGCGUGAAUGUCAAGAGAGGCGAAUUCUACCGGUAA